Moneuplotes crassus is the source of this 731-nucleotide messenger RNA. The record is from the annotation of a GenBank genome assembly. Lineage: Eukaryota; Ciliophora; Spirotrichea; Euplotida; Euplotidae.
AUGAAAUCUAAUCAGUGCUACCAAGAAGAAAGCUCUCUUAAAGCAUUUUCUGAUGAAGGAUGCGAUCAAAGGUGUUCAGAAUCUCAAAUAGACUCGAAAAUUGAGGUACCUGUUGUAUUUCUCAAUAAAAAUAUUAAAUUUCCAUUUCUGUAUCCUCCAAUCUGAUCCAAGGAAGAUACUGGGAAGGAGUUUUGUUUGGAUAAAGCUGAUAGCAAUACUCAAAUGUCUCUUAUAGCCUCUCAAAUACAAGUGGAGGUGAUUCAGAAUGAUGAGAAAAAUUCAUCUUUGUCUCAUUUGAACGAUUUAGGAAAAUUGAGUCCUGAUCUUCUUGAUGGAACUCGAUCAAUUACAUCAGAAAAUAAAAACGAAGACUGGAUCACUUUUCAGAUUACUAUAACUCAUGAUGAGAAUGCAACUCAGGAGGAUACAUUAUCAAAGAAAUCAGAAGAGAAAGAGACCAUUGCUUCUCUAGAGAAGUACCCUCAUUAUAUUUCUGAGCGCUUAGAAAAGGAAUCUAAUGAGAUUAGGAGGAUCACAACUUGUAUUAAUAAUCAAUGAGGAAAAGAAUUCUCCUCUCUUCCAAUUUUUAUCAAACAUGCAAGGAUGCACCUUCCAAAGAAAUAAAUAGCAUAAAGAGACUGUGCAGAAUUCCAUUGCAAAAGAAGUACUGAUGAGUGUUGCUUCUUACUGCUUAUAAGACAGUAACUCUAUUGAUUUCUAUUAUCAAUUUU